CAGACGGAGAGCCCAUCAAGCUGCCCGAAAACCUGGAAAGUUUACCCCGAGCUGACCACUUUCCCACGCAGCGUCACCGCUGGAAUACGAAUGAGGAAAUCGCAGCCAUUCUUAUCAGCUUCGAUCGGCACGCGGAAUGGCAGAGCAAGGAGGUCAAGAUCAGGCCCAAGAGUGGUUCGAUGUUGUUAUACAGCAGAAAAAAGGUUCGUUAUCGCAGGGACGGAUAUUGUUGGAAAAAGAGGAAAGACGGAAAAACUACCAGAGAAGACCAUAUGAAGCUGAAGGUUCAAGGGACAGAGUGCAUAUAUGGAUGUUAUGUUCACUCGGCAAUUUUACCAACAUUUCAUCGAAGAUGUUAUUGGCUUCUUCAGAAUCCCGACAUCGUUUUAGUCCACUAUCUGAACGUUCCCUAUCCGGAUGACAACAAGUUGGCCGUCAUAACCCCAAGUCUUGCUCUUUGGGCGGACAAAAAGGAAUGGACGAAGGACGAAUUAGUUUCCCAACUGAAGCCAAUGUUUUUCAGCGAAGAUGAACCCGAUAUCAAUAAUGAACUGGAAAUAUCGGCUUUCAAAUUACAGACGGCAGAAACAGUAGAAGCGAUAGUGAGUCAACUAAUGGAGAAGCAGCGUGUCGCCAGGCAAGCCGCGUUGGUCAAACAAUUGGAAUGCGGAUGCCCUGACUCUACUUGUGCGGACGGUAAGAGCUGUUCGCACCCUAUGAGAAGGAUAACCGCAGCAAAAGAGAUAGCCAACUCUCCCUUGGCAAGCUCCAGCUCCAACUCGCGACCUCCCAGCAACUCCGACAACAACAAUCAGGUUUCCUCAACGACCGGAACUGGAUCCAUGUUGCUCACCAACAACAACACGCCCAGGGUUUAUUCCAGGGACUCAAGAAACCACCAACCACCCCAAAAUAACAGUAAUUGUUCCUCCAGUUCUGGCAACACUCCGCCGCUUGUUUUGAGUCUCUCACAGAUCCAGGGCGGCGGUGGAUUACUCAUUCUCAACAGUAAUUCUAGCAACAAUUCUAGUCACCAAAACUUAGGUAAUCCCGUAUCAGUAGCAAAUUUUGUUUGCAACACGAACAGAAGUAUUGCUAAAGACAGAUCUAGUCAUCUCGUACUCAAGCAAGAGGUCAUGGAUACUAAUCCUUCUUCUUGCCUGCAUUCAUCCAAACAGAAUUCCAAAUCUGGGCAGAGGGAAAUGAAAAUGGAACUCAGUGAAAACCACAGGCAAUCAAUUUUCAAUGAUGGAUCUAUGUAUGGUAGUUCGACACCGAGACCGAGAUUUUUUUACAGAAAUCAUCAACAACAAACUGAGGUGAUAAUGUCCAGUGCUCCGUCGACCCCUUCGAAGCACAUGGACACCAGCCAAGAAGAAACCAUCGACGACUAUAAACAUCAAAACUUUUGCGGCGAAACGGUAGUUCUUCUAGGAACGGAUUCCAGCGGCUCGUUAGUCAGCAAAAGUGACGGUUCUUCCAUUAUAAACGGAGGGUUCUUUAACGAAACCUUGGACUUGUCCCAAGAGGACAUUCAAAGGACCCUUUCUGCCAAUAUGCCCCUGUGUUCAUCCGAACUAGAUACUCAUCAACGACAUAAUUCCGAAUCAAACAAUGCCGGUCAUCAGAACAAGGUGCAGUCCCAACAGCAAAAUCUUACCACCGAGAUCAAUCCAAUGGAUUUCAUUGACAGUUGCGACGUGGUAGUUUCACCGACCAACGUGGUCGACGAUGAUGUUUUCGUCAAUUUAGAUGCGUUCGAUAUGCUUGGCGAAUUUCCAGACCUAGAAGCGUUAGAUUCCAGCCACGCUGGACUUCUCGACGUCAAUCCGUCCGAAGGUAGAGGUAACACCAAAGCACACAAUGAACACCAGCAGCAAAACCAUUCCUUGGAGGGGUCGGCGAAGAUCACCGACUAUUCUCCAGAAUGGGCGUAUCCAGAAGGAGGCGUGAAAGUUUUGGUUACUGGACCGUGGCAUUCAUCUGGACCUUACACAGUACUUUUUGAUACAUUCCCUGUACCCACUACUUUAGUACAAAGUGGUGUCUUACGUUGUUAUUGUCCAGCUCACGAGGCUGGAUUAGCAACUUUGCAAGUAGCAUGCGAUGGCUAUGUGAUUUCCAACUCUGUGAUAUUUGAGUAUAAGCUCCCACCUAGAGAAGAGCAUGUGGCUACCCAAGAACCUAAAGUAGAAAGAUGCAACGACAAUUUACUUAAGUUCACUUUGCUUCAAAGACUCGAAGCAAUGGACGAUAGACUUCAAAUCAAACAAGAGCCAACAGAUGGCGAUGUGGUUGAAGACACGGCUCUUUUUGGACAACCGAAUUUUGAAGACAGGCUAGUUAACUUUUGUCAAAAUAUGACUUCUCGAAUAUGGAGACAAGGAGAAGAAUUGAGUGUCUCUUGGUUUGCUAGCCAUAGGGGAAUGACACUCUUACAUCUUGCGGCUUCCUUGGGAUACUCACGUUUAGUGUGUGCCAUGCUUCACUGGAGGGCGGAAAAUUCUUCGUUACUAUUAGAAACUGAAGUAGAUGCUCUCAGUCAGGACGAAGAUGGAUUCACGGCAUUGAUGUGGGCAUGCGCUAGAGGACACACAGAAACAGCAGUGAUGCUUUACAAAUGGAACCACAUGGCUUUGAGUAUGAGGAAUUCAACGAAUCAAACGGCGUUAGAAUGUGCUCGAAUAAAUAAUCAUGUGGAUCUAGUGAAGGAACUGGAAAAACUGGAAUUACGAAGGGAUAAAGCAAACAUGCUUUUACAAUCUAGUCAGUCUUCCACAGAUGCAGCUCCUUCCCCGAAUGUUAUAUCACCUGCAAGUUCUGUAGCUUCUCUAAAUUCCAUAGCUUCAACUAGUAAAUCCCAUGAUGGAGUCUUCUUGAGACCAGGGGCUGUCACAAGGAGUGAAGCAAGUAAAUACAAAAUACUGAAUGUAGAUUUAGAUUCCGACUACAAUAAUAAAUUUAUCAUGUCUUCUCCAAGUCCUUUGUUAUCUGAUUUCUCAUCAAGUACCAGAGGUAGUAAUGGGCAGAAAUUGAUCAAAAGACCAUCAAUUGAUAGUGGAAUUCACAUGUCCUGUGGACCUGCUGCAGAGAGUUACAGGCCUAAGAGUUCCAAAGUAUACAAUGUUCGGGAAACACCAAAGUUGUCUAAGUUCGACCGAAGUAUGUCGCUACCACUUCAGUCAUCCAUAGUAAGGGAUAGUUCUACUGACGGCGAUGGUACAGACUUCCACAGGAAAAUGGAUUUCGCACUAUGCGAGAUAGGAAGUGGCCCAAGAAGCAGUAGUCCCCUGAUAGAUGUAGAAGCCGUCUCGGACGAUGAAAGUGAGCUUCCCAACAGUACUGUAGGGGAACAAGAUGCACGAGUAUUGACAUUGGCAGAACAAAUUAUUGCUGCCAUGCCAGAUAGAAUAAAGAAUGAAAGUGAAGAGAUGAUGCUAGACAAAAGCCCUGGUGUUCCAACUAGUUUACAAACCAGUGAUACACUAUCAGAUAUAUUUAUGGAACCGUUGUUAGACCAUCAAUCAUCUUCCAGCUUUGAAUCAACAGAAUUCAAUUUUGAAUUCUCUGAUAAUAAUUAUAGAUACUAUGAUGUUGGUACACCUUGUUCGAGUUUGAGCCCAGCUUCUUCCAGUUGUUUACCAUCUCCCUGUUCUUUCACGUUGGACUCUCCAUCACCACCACCUACCACCGCAGAUUUCUGUGAAUUUUUUCAAGCUUCCGGAACUGUUUUCGAGAAGGAUUUUUCAAAUCUAACGUUAUCAGAUCGAGAACAGAGAGAACUGUACGAAGCAGCAAAAAUCAUCCAGAAAGCCUAUCGCUCAUACAAGGGACGUCAACAGCAAGAGCAGGACAAAGAACGAGCAGCAGCUGUAGUAAUUCAGAACUAUUACAGAAGAUACAAGCAGUAUGCCUAUUAUAAACAGAUGACCCAUGCUGCAAUGGUCAUACAGAAUGGAUAUAGGUCAUAUUGUGAACACAAAAGGUUUAAGAAAAGCCAAGAGGCUGCAGUGUGCAUUCAAAAUUAUUACCGUAACUACAAGGAGCAGGGGGGGAGAAGUAGCAGAGAGGGGACCCCUGCCUCGGCGGGUCUCAAGCGAACCUAUUCACAACGUCGUCAACAUCAAGCAGCCCGGAAAAUUCAACAAUUCAUGAGGCAGUCCAAAAAUAAAUUACAGAGAGAACGAGCAGAAAAAGAGAGGCAGGGGGGCCAGUCAGUGGAUGCCCAUCAAAGGUUACAGUUUCCAGGGGGCUCUUCCAAUUGCAUAGGCCCAAAUAGCAGAUCAAAUAAUACCGGCUGCAAAGAAGAAUCAAGAAGAGGCAACGAUAAGAAGUGAUGGAAAAUAGGCACUUGUUUGAAUUGUACCCCAAUGUACUGAAAGGGUAUACUUUAAUUUCAGAUAAUGUAGUCUCUACUAGAAAGUAUUUAAUAUUUACUCCGAAAUAUUAUAAUAUCUUUACAAUGUCUAUUUUGGCUGUUAUUUGGUCAUUUUUAUGCAUUUAUACAAAAAUGCAAGGAUCGACAACAAAAGUGAGAUGAUUUUAGACGUUGUAUAACUUUUAUUAUUAUUCUGAUUGUAUGGAUUCAGAGCUGUGAUUGUAGUAAGGAAGACACUUUUUCAGAUUAUUUGUUGUUUUUUCAAAUUCUCGUUAGGCGCGAUCUAGGUUUAUUUGUUAAAGAUUCAGCCUGUUGAACUUUCAUCAGUUAGGACUGAUAGGGUAUUUUUCAAAACAGAUCUCUAAUAAAGGUGGUUUUGCGAAGUUUCUGUUUAACCCAGUUCACUUCUAAGUUCGACCGAGUUUUGGCGAAAAAGUGUUCUACCAGUCAAUAGAAUAAAGUUCUAGUCGUUAGUCUAAUUAUAUUAUCAAUUUGGUUAUAAAACUGAUAUAUUGUGUAAAACAAUAUUUACUUCGCUUAUUUUCUAUUCAUGUGAAAAUGAAUAAUUGUUAUAUAACUUGUUGAAUUUUUGUACUUAGAUUUUCUAUCGAAUUUCAUUUUCAACUAUUCACUAUUUUUCACUGCCACUAUGUAGUAUAGAAAUUUUCAAUUGUUUCGGUUGCUGAAAAAAUUGAAUAUAAAACAAUAGUUAUUCUCACCUACGGAAGCAAUACAAAAUAAUAGUUCUUGAUUUGAUGAUGUUUUUCACAAUAAAAUAUUGCAUGUUAUCAUAGUACUCAUUACGACAAAGCGAAAAUUCCUUCAUACUAAAAUCCAUAAAUGUCUACUAUUAGAACUUGAAUUUGAUUAUUUCAAUUUUAGUCAUUCAGAAUUUGAUAGUACUUAUUGAGAAUUGUGAUGGAAUCGGCUUAUAGACAAACCUCUAGAAGCUAUUAUAUAACAAAACAUGUAUUGUGUUUUUGUAAAACUGUUUAGUGAAAAAUUCAUAAUAAAGUGUUUCUUGUAUACUCAUAAGAACAUAUAUCCACAGAUUAUUAUUAUUGAAUUCAGAGUCCUUUGCUGAAGUUGAUAAAUGGCAAUAUUGAAUGAAAGUCAUGUUUAUAUAGUCGACACCAAUAUGCUUUUCCCAAUUGUUUUAUCCUGAGUGUACCAAACCUGAUUUUGCUAAGCAAAUAAUUUGAUGAAAUCUCGAGAUGUACGUCGUGAGAUUUUAUCUUGAAUUAUCAUAAAUGAACACAUUUGCAUAAAAUCAAAACCUUCAAAAUUAUGGAUUUCUAGCAAUUCAAUCAAUUGAGCGACGACAAGGGAUAACUGUUGAGAUUAUUCCCAGAAACAGCAAACGAUAAUUAUCAUCAAACUUGUACUUUAAGUGAAUAUAAUAUUUUCAUUUAUUUCUUAACAACUAUUAGACCUACUAAAUUCUAGUAAUCAGAGAUGAGAAGUAUGUAAAAUAACACCAAAGUAGUGAUCACUCUGAAAAACUAAAUAUGUUGUAGCUUUCCUUAUACACAACAUGGUUUCCUAUAGAAUCUCUUAAGUUUUGCUGUGCCAUCUUGUAGCAAUAGUCCUCUUGAAUUGUAAACAGCUUUUCUUUUUCUCAUGUGAAUUGCUUCGUUCUUCGUUCAAUGAAAGUCAGAGGAAAUUUGAAUUAUAUCCGAACUGGUAUUUUUUUAAAACAGUUCGAUGAUUCUGCCUUUUUUCGUAUUUCUUCUCAAGCAGUCAUUUUAUAUAAAUCUGUACUAUAUAGAAGAAGGUACAGAGAUUCUAUAAGUUCACACCACUAAAGCUCAAGAUUCAUUGGAGAUCAUCCUUAUCUCAAUGUUUACUUCUCGUUGGCCACCAAUCAUUUUCAAAAUUUGUUUUGACAGUUUCAAUCCUAUCAAUCAUCAAUUUCUGAUAUAUUCCCGAUGUUCAUUCUCGAAUAAUUUGGAUGGUCUUGAUGUUUCACAAUUAAAAAAUUUACUACAAGAAUAAAGUAUGGUAUGUUUUGUGUGUUUUAUCUUGGAGUAUUUUCAUUUUAAGGAACGUUCUAAUUCCUUUCACCGUAUCUAUCGCCAAUUCGUUCAACAUUCUCAGAAAUACUCGUAUAUGGUGUACUCAAAACGUUAGUUGUGAAAAGUAUCGAGUUUAAUUGAUAAAUCUCGAGUUGGUGUUUGUGAAGUUACCUUGCUAUCAUUUCUUUGUGUGAUACAGUCCAUUUCUCAUACCUUUUCUAAUACUUAUAUAACGGUUUGAUGUCUGAAGGAGGUAUCCAUUAGUUCUUCCCAGAAGCCGUGAUCCCAUUAAAUCCAACAUCAAGAAAAUGAAACUGAAUAUUUUGUUCAACCUCCAUUGUGUUUUACUGUUUGCUGGUGUUAGUGUAAGUGAUUUAACAGCAAAAACAUCAUCAACGUUUGCACACCACACCUUUGCCCUGUUCCUAUAGGUUUCGAUGAAAUAUUUUCUAACUGUUCCAUAGAAAAUCAUUGACUAGGAGAUAUACCAAAAAAAGGUAACAAAGAUCUAUGUAUAUUAUAGAAAGAAACUAUUUUGUUGGUUUGAGGUGCAUAACUGACAAAUAACGAAAAUAUUUUUUAAAGAAAACACUUUUUCAAAAUGGUUUCUGUUAGAAGGGGCAUUGGGUACUUCUGCUGCUCAAGUUCAAGUUCAAAUCCUAUAGUAGUGUUAGCUCGAAAGAAAGUUGGCUAAUAUACUGUUUGUGAUGUUUCAGUAUAUUGAUGAAGGAAUUUUCACUUCGUUAACGUGUUGCCUGCCUUAGCGUUGAAACAAAUAUCAAUACGUUGACGCCAAAGUGAGUUUUGUACCUGGGUCGAAAAUUUAAGCCUUCAGGCCACAGUGCGCAGAGAUACUUUAUGAGUGCCGUAAUGAAUUUCAUCGUCAUUUUUAAAUAUUCCUUAUUUUUACUUAAAUAUUUGCGAAAAGAUGUCUUGGUCACAUAGACCAAUAUGGCUUAUUUCAAUACUCGACAUAGUACUGCGCCAACGCCGUCACUAUUUUGGCCAGAAUUUAUGAGCAGUUACUCAGAUAUGAACCCUCAUUGAAAGUUAUGAUAUUUAUUUACAGAGUAAGUUUGUGAAGUAUUAUGUUUGAGAUUAAAAUAGUUAGUAGAUUCAAAUAGUGAAUGUAUAAAUUGAUCUGUACAAACUGGACUGUUGCAAUCCUCCAUUUUGGCCAGAUCGAUCAAUCUGUAUUGGCAGAUUGGGUAAUUGGCAUGUAGGACAUGAUAAAUAUUCUCAGUCGUAUUGAUCAAUGUGGCACCCCGGUCAAAAGGAAGUUUUCGGUCAAAUUGACGUUUCUAGCAAAUAGUCAGUCAACAUGUUGAAAAUAAAUCUCAUUUAUAAUUAGGAAUUCAAAACUAGUUUGGAAUUAUUCCAAUACAUAAGGGUCUGGAUAGAUUCAUAAUGUUUUCUCCUAGUUAUUUUUGGUUUCUGUUUUUUAUUGUGAAGAACUCUCAACCUCCUAGAGCUUGAUCUUUCAAAAAACUUAAAGUUCGCUCAUACAUAUCAUUAUAGAAUAAUACGUAAUAUAGUAAACUAUUAUUCUCAACAUAUUUACCUGCUGUACAAUGAUGGAAAAUCCUGGAGUGUAUAUAUUUUAUUUGUAUUUCAUAGAAUGAGUAAAGGAAUUUGUUGGUGCUCAAUAAUAAAGUGUAUUCCAAUGCACAAAUUAUAAGUUUUGUUUACAGUAUUUUGUCAAUUAUCAAGAGGGAAGGUUUGGUUUCACAAAACAUGUAAAAACAAGUACCUGCAGGCAGGAUUAUUUCAUAUAAAUAAGUUAUGAGAAUUCCCUCCUUUGUAUAUAGCUGUUGUUUGUUUUUUGAAAUUUUAUUCUUUAAAACUAAAUAAAUAUAAUUCCUCUAUAUGAAAUGAAGUACUUAAGUAUUAUGUAAAUUUAAUGUUGAUAUUUACAAAUGAAGGCUUACAACUUUUAAUCUUGACUGCAUCACUAGAAAAAUAUAUAAAGUAGUUCUGCAGUACGGAGUUCAUCUAGAGAGUUUAGAGCAAAACAUAUUUUCAAAAUAUUUUUUAAUCAAAUAUAUUGUCCAGCAUGAAUGAAUCGAAUAGAAAAGACUACUUAGUAUUCAAAAUAUAACUACAUCUUUUUCUUACUGGUGUUAAGUAUAAUGAAAUGUAUUAUUUCCUUAUCUAGCUAAUGAAAAGAUUAAUCUCAUGACUGAUAACCAACACAUAAUCAAGUUACGGUUCUUGCAUCUUCGGUAUCCUGAUUCCUUAAACCAAAUGGUCGUGACGAUUCUCUACUUGACAUUAUUUGUUUUUUUUUCAGUAUUGUACAGUAAUAAUAUUCAUAUUUUUAUAUUUUAUCAAUUUGUUCUUCAAGGAAAAGAUUCCACGUGAAAAUGUGACUUACUAUUAAUGCUUUUUUCAUUCCAAAAUAGUUGAAGAAUAUAUAUUAGAUGAAGAAAUGCUUCGUAUGCCAACUUGACUCUGAAGGAACUUAUUACUGAUUGGAUAUAACUUCUUCACCAUCCUUCAGCUAUUUUUUCUCUCAAAACUAUUGGUAUUGUUCAAAAAGUUAUGGUAAAGAUGCUCUUCUGAGAAAAUACUCAUUCAAACCCUCGCAAUUCUGUUAUAAUUUUCAUAUUCUUAGAAUUCAUAUUCUUAUCAUUCCUGAUAACUUUGUGAUACCAUCAGCCAGAAAUCGCAACAGGAUAUGGAUACAGUUGCGAUACCUCAUAUGGUGCAAGUAUUAAAGAAUUAAAUUUUCAGUGUUGAGCUACAUCAUUUCACACACUGUCCUGUGUAAAAUUAUCCUCGUGUUUUUAUGUGGUCGUUUUUUCCUGAAAUGGAACAACUUCAUGAUUGAACCAGAUUCAUUUACUGUUAUUUUUUUAUUCAUUUCUUACUUUGCCACCAAACUGGGGUAACGACUAUUGUAUGUAGAGAAUAUAUUUCUUUUUCUCAGGUGUCAUCAAAUGCAGACACUUGUUGCUUGACCAAGUUGUGAUCUAGACAUUCGGCAAGCUCUCUUACGGCAACUGUUCGCCGUUUUACCAAAAACGAUGAUGGUAUCUGUAUACUUUUUCUACUUUUUUCGAAUGAUUUAUACCACUUUCAAAGGUCAUUUGGUUAAUAACCACGUAACAUUGUGGUUAUUUGAUUGGAACCUCUGGGGUAAACUGAUCUAUUGAAAACGAUUUUCCAACACCAGAUGUCUCUUAAUGCACGUUUUACUAACCAAGUUAGCAUCACUAGUUAGCAUCUUCUGCUGAUGAUGCUUAAUUUAUUGAAGAGAUUGUAUUUUUGUUCUGGUGUGGAAAAAGUGUUUUCAAUAGACUGUCGUUAUUUAUUCAAAGGGUUUCACUAAACAUUUUACGGUACAACCUAUUUUCUCUAAAUUUCAAUAAUAGCUUGGCAAUAAAACUAAUCGUCAUAAUAAUGCAUCAAGACAGCAGAAGUUCUGAUUUGCUAUAUUUCAUUAUACAACCUCCAGUAAGUUGUUAAACUGUUUCUUAGGAAUGAUGAAAAUAUUAUAUUUGAGUCUUCUGAAAUCGAAAUACAAUCAAAAAUCAACAAUCCUUAGUAGUAAAAAUAUGUAGUAGUAUGUCUGAAACAUUCACUGGAUGAAAGUCUGAAAGAGUGUAAAUAAACGUUCAGUGAAAAAUGGAGAAAGCUUUGAAUUUUUCAAUAAAAGUUUGAAAAGGUUACAACAACACCAAUAUAUAUCGAAAAUAUGUAAAUUUGUAUUUUAACAAAACUGAUAUCUAUAGGAAUAAAGUUUUAUUGAACCAUAUAUUCAAAUUAAAUUUUAUAUCUAUGAGACAUUACAUUACCUAAAGUGUAUUUAAAUAUACUGUAGUAAAAAUUUAUUUUAGUCAAAAUAUUUAUUUCUUGAAUAUUCAGUAUAUAAGCUUUGAAAAAAACUUAUACAAUAACAGUAAAAAAAGUAGUAUUUAUAAGGUAGAUAAUUUUCGACUAUUUAAUAGAUAGGAAGGUACUGAUUAUUUUUCAUAUACUGGUUGUAUUUUUUUACGAUCUCAAAAUAUUGCUACCUUGACCUAGGCUACGUUUUGCUUCUCUGAAUUGGCUAAAGUUCAAAUAUUUAGAUGUGUAUAUACCUACUCAAAAACAUUCAUAUUCUACUUUCUAUACUGUAACUGUGUUAUUUUAGGAACCCUACAAUAUUUUUUUCAUCUAAUGAUAUGAUCUGUCUCCCAGUAGUUAUUGUCAAAUGUUUUUAUUCAUGUACAAUCUGAACAAUUUCAAAAUGGUGAUACUUUUUUUUGGGGUAUCAUCGGCAUCGACUCCAUUGGUCAUUAGCCUCGUGUCCUGGGUAGACAAUGUUAAUUACUUCCUGAGUCACCUAGGUAGCAUCAUGGCUAUUCGCAGUCCGUCAGCCAUGUAAGGUUGCAGAAUCAUCUCAGCUUCAACUAGAUAAAUUCUCUCGAGAAAAAUAUCUGGUCGAGGUUGAGAUCAAACUCUGGUCGUAAGUCAGGCGCACUAGCACUGCGCCAAUUUACCGCCAAAAAGGUGUUUUUUCCGACAUCAAGUUCAUUUGCUAAUUUUCAGCUUUUUGAAACAUUACUGGAAAGUAUGAAAUUCAAACAGUACAUAGCCUUUGUCCAAUUUAGCGCAUUGUGUACAUAGUAGCAAUAUUUGUACAUCUCUGAAAAAUAGGGUAUUUUCCAUAUUAUAUAUACAUAUACACAAAAUAAUCAGUACUUAUUUAGAUUGUAGCUGCACAGUACCUACAUAUAUCUAUAUUUACUUGUUCAUGAUAAUUCAUUAGAAGUUCAAAUUAUUGUUAUAUACACACACUUCCAAACACAUGUAUAGCUGAACAUGUCCACUGUAUUUUUCACAAUAGUUCUGCUGUUCUGCACUCAAAGAAACAUGUUCUCUGUAUUUGUUAUACAUUUCUGGUACUAACAGAAGAUAUAAUACAAUUCCAGAAAUUUUACUCAGAAAUCUGUCAAAUAUUGAACAAUCAUGUAUUUUAAAACAUUCAUUUUUUCUGCUGAUCUGAAAUUAUGUUUUGUUGAAUAUUUAAAAAAAUCCUACCUUUAAUUUAAUUGAUCUACUAAUACCAAUCUACUUUGGAAAAAUUCCAAAUAAUUGUGGAAAUACACAACAAGUUGAUGAAAUGUUGAAAACCAAAUAUUUGUGUAGAUGGUUAUUAUAAUUUUUCUGUCAACUCUAGAAAAUGUUAACGAAAAACUAAAGCACUAUGAAGAUUAUCACUUGUGAAUUAUCAUGUGAGAAACAAUAUCAUAUAAUCUGUUAGUGUGUCUUUAUGAUACUUUCGCUGUACUUAAUGAUAAUUCAAUUAUUAAGACAGAUACGUACUUCUUUUCUCAUUGUGAAGUAGACAUUAUUCAUUCUCCUCCAAAAAUAUUUUUCAUAUUUUUUUCAAGAAUGGGUUUUGCCUUCUCAAGCAAUUUGUAUUGACUCGUGUCAUUCCACUGAAAAGUUUAGCUUAUUUUGAUAUAAAAUCUUACCUUUCUUGUUUACUUUAUAUUAAAAUUGUUACAUGUCGUUUUAUAAUGUUUUUUUAGAAUGCCCAUAUGAGUGCAGAUGUUAACUAUUGGUACAUAAUAUAAUUGUGACUAAUAAACUCUUCCUAAAUUGAA
Leptinotarsa decemlineata (Colorado potato beetle) is the source of this 11987-nucleotide messenger RNA. RefSeq names its product Calmodulin-binding transcription activator (gene Camta). Gene Ontology annotation, biological process: regulation of transcription by RNA polymerase II. NCBI's taxonomy places the organism in Eukaryota, Metazoa, Arthropoda, Insecta, Coleoptera, Chrysomelidae. The record is from RefSeq and is a predicted model, not a curated record. Gene Ontology annotation, cellular component: nucleus. Gene Ontology annotation, molecular function: protein binding; transcription coregulator activity; double-stranded DNA binding.